UACGAAGUUGAGGCUAUCGUCGCUGUCGCUAUCGUUAGAAAAGCUAAGCCAAGUCAAGCUAUGCGAAACACAAGUUGGAAUGAAAAGUGAAACGGUGCCGUAACGAAAGGAAAAAGACGCAAAAAUGGUGUCGGAAAAUUCUAUUUUGUACUAUCUAAAGGCUGUCGGGCACUCAACACCUAACUAAGUUGAAUCUUAGAAAUUUUAUGCACUUGUGCCGCAAGACAAGAAAGGAAAGUGAAAAUUUUUUACCAUUUGUGCACGUUUGCCAUGAAAACAACUGGAAAUUCAUAACUCCCUUGAGUGAAUGAUGUUCCUUUGGUCGGAUUAAUUCGUUGUCUUCUGUUAUUAUUUUUUGUCUAAAAGAAAAUAGAAAGAGAAUAAAGUGCUCUACGAUGCGCGUCAAAGUGGAAAAGUGAAAUCCUUGGAAGCAGUUUGAAUGUGUUUUUGCUGGUUUCCACAAGAGUCGUCUCGAUGAUUAUUAAAUCCAUUUAUUUUGAAAAUUUUGUGCAUUUUCCAAAGUUUUUCGGAUAGAGUGCUUAUGUAAACAUCAGCAGUGUUACGAACGAUGAAGUCAUACAAUCAAAUUAAGCGAGCUUAAAAGAUAAAUUUUAUAGAACUGAUUUAUCUGUGAUUAAUGAAAGACAGCAACUUUAUAUACUUUUUUACAAAGUUUCCAUUCUUCGUAAUCGACUGUUGUUUAGGAAUCGAUCAACUGUAACACUUUUUUCCAAAAUCUCUUAUUUCGUAUCCUUUUUGCUGCCUGAUAUUUGUCCGUUUGUGAAUUUUUCUACAUAUGAUUAUGAUCAGUCAGUAUUUGUAAGAUACGAUGGCACCUUUUAAAUUGAAAUUUCGCAUGGGCAGUUCGCGAAGUACUUCGCAAGAAGUAGACGCUGAUCCUCAAGCCAGCCAAUCGUUACUGCAAAAUUCCACGCAGGGUAUCGGAGCGAGCUGUUCGACACUUGAUUCGGUUGACUGCACUAGUUUGGGGUCAACGACGAAUGACAAGAGGUCCUUAUUGCCGAACGGAUCAACGACCAACGAAAGGAUAGGAUAUUUGAAUCCGGGCAUACUACAAUGCAGUGAGAACUCGAUACCACACAGUCCGCCGCCAUCGUACGAGCAUGUUUUAGAAGAGAAUCGAUUGGCAGCAAGCUUGGAGAAUAGUUCCAUGAGUAACCCACCAGCAACGGAAGGAUGCACAUCGCGGAUGCAGAGAUUGUCGCAAAAUCUAUCUAUUGAGCAAAUAUCUAACAUUUGUACGGAUCCUGAUUGUGACAUUGCGAAUGAUAGCCAAGACGACGAACGUGCCAGUCAUAAGGAAUCGUUAGAUUCAACCGAAUAUUUGAUAUCGACAAUGACAACCCCGUCAUCGCAUGAGAAUCUACUGGAGUGUACGGGCUCCUGCGACCCUCUCUGCGAGGCUUCCAGCCAAGAGGAUAUCCUGUGCGACGAACAACGCCAGCAGCAGCACCAUUAUUCACACGAAAUGGAACAAUGUGUGGAGGGACAAUCCGCAGAUGCAGAUGAACAGGACACCCAAGCCUUCCAUCACCAUUAUGAAAGCGAACAGGCCUGUAAUUUGUCGGACAACGAGGAGAAUUAUUCAGAUGCAGAAUGGAGUUCUAGCGAUCAGUAUUCGCAGCAGCCGCAACAAACACAUUUGCAACCCGAGCCUACCACCGAAAUAAUUAGUAAUAAAUCGUCGAAGAAAAUCUACAAAGCUGUGGCGAAACAAUGGGGUAUCACGUGUAAAAUGUCGGACCAAUGCCGCUGCAUGGAGUGCCAAAGUCAUUAUUUCGAUUGUGAAUUCGACGAUAACGAUCAUCAAAAGACAGAUGGAGGAUUAGGCGCUGGAACACCAAUGUUCAUAAGCGAGGUUAUGCAUGGCACGGCUUGUACAAUUCUCUAAAAUUUACAUCAGUUUCAUGAACGACAAAAACGGCCAAAAAGAUAAUUAUUAUAUUUGGGACAAGCCCCGAUGGAAUCGCCGCAAUUAAAGAGAACAAAAUCAAGUAAAAAACAUAAUGUAUGAAAAUAUGUAUGAUGCACUUACAAUGGAAGCAUAAAUGUUGUACGCACUGACUAGUCUUAAAAUAAAAAUUAGCAUAUUUGAAACAUGUGCAACAGAAAAGUGUGUUUAAAAAAUAGAAAAUAGAAACUGUGUAAUUGAACACAAAAAUAGUAUGUCUUUGAAAAAAAAAGUUUUAAUUUAUUCCUCAUACAAAUCUUGUUAGUAUACUCCAUAAAAAAAACUACAACAGAAUAUAUCCUAAAGAUACUGCUUAACCGAGAUCAAGCCUAACAGUGAAUACGCACAGGAAAAGUAAUAGUUGGAAAAUUAUCUUUAUUUCGUCCUUUUUACUUAAGAGAUGACGCAGAUGAAAAAGAGUAGGAUUGAACGAAAUUUUUAUAAGUGUAAAUGUACGUGUCAAGAAAUCUAUAUAUUUUUUAUAACCAACGACUUGAAUUGAUAAACAAUGAAUGGUAUCUGAAGCGGAGAAAAUCUACAAGUAAAAAUCCAUUAAACUAAAUUUAUAUGAAACUAUCUAAAUAUAACUAAGCUUUAUAAAUCGAUAUCUUAGUCGAGCACACAUGAAAUUUAGAAACUGCACACAGUGGAAAUGUCAUUGUGUUAUUUUAAAAUUUUAAUCUAAAUUAUAUAAUAUAGAAAGUUGAAGCGAAUAAAUAGAAAAAUAAAGAGAAUACUUGAUUCUGACUCGGACAAAAACUCAUAAAGUAUUUUCACAAUCAUAUUCCUUGGAGCAAAACUUGGACUUGAAUGCGAAGAAGAACGCAUUGUUGAAAAACUUACACCUAAUUGUAAGGAUUUAUAAAAUAUUACAAUUGAACAUUAAUCGCUAUUAGAAAACACACAUACACAUGCGAGUGCAUUGUAAAUUCGAACAAUUUGAUAAUCUGUUAUUUGUAAUUGUUAAAAGACUUCAAGACGGCCUUUUUAUAAUGUAUUGAAAGAAUUUGAGAAAAACGAUUAAAUAUUUGACGAAGCAGAGUAAACAUUUAUUAAAUAUUAAAAUCACAUCAUAGCAAGUAGGACCUAACAAAUACUACAGAAAGAGAGCCAAAUAAACUCACGAUUGAAAGCCUACAAACCAUUCUAGAGUGACGAAAAUUAUUGACUGGAAAAUUUAGCCCGAAUUUUUUUUUAGAUAAUCUUUUCUUUAAAGGUUGACACCAAUCCAACCAAUUUCUCGUAAGGAUCAGAUAAGCAGGAUCUGCGAAGGCUGUUUUUGUUCGAUUUCCCUACUUUUUGGGAACGCAUUAGGCAGCUAGAAUGGCUUGUAAUAUACGAAAAAUUGAAUUUACCGAGAAUUAAGCGGAAAGGGGAUGAGGAAUCAAAGCUUUUUAUACAUUUUUCAAAAUAAAGUCAAGCUAAACAUUUCAGAAUUUUACUCCAGUAACAUAUGAAUUGAAUUUGUCAAGCAUGGGAAGCUAAAUGUGUAUUAUACGAUUGUUCAUAGUCACAGAUUUUCGAUACUCUGAAAGAGAAAUUUACAUUUUUAAUCCUGUUCGAAAUCCCUUCCAACCCUAGUUAGGUAGACACUUUUUAUAAAAAAAAUCAAACAUUUCCUCCGCUUAUCAUUCAUUUUUCAUGUUGGACCUCCAUUGUGCCCUUACAAGUAUGUUUUACUAUCUUCUACCAAAUCCUUCAAGAUAUAUUAAUUUUUGGGCUUCAUAUGAAGCUCGUAAUACAACACGAGCUGAAACUAAGUUUGGUUACUUUAUAUUCAUUUCUG
Messenger RNA from Hermetia illucens (black soldier fly), 3758 nucleotides. RefSeq lists its product as uncharacterized. The record is from RefSeq and is a predicted model, not a curated record. Lineage: Eukaryota; Metazoa; Arthropoda; Insecta; Diptera; Stratiomyidae. The coding region runs from base 830 to 1912 and encodes 360 amino acids. The transcript is spliced from 6 exons.